AUGUCGGCAGACGCUUCCAGUUUCCUGCUACUGUCAGCAGGAGCGUCGCGAACACCAAAACGCAGGAUCGACAGCAAGAAGUCCAUUAUCAACCUUCUGACAUCAUCAGUAGAAAAACAAAAUCGCGCGAUGCCUCGUCAAGCUCCUCCGUAUGCUCCCGUCAAGCCGUCCCCAACGAUAGACGAUUGCAUCAGGUCUCUGCGGUUAAGUGAUUACUGUCAAUGGGCCGGAUCAACGAUUGCUUUGUGGGGUUACGGUUUCAUUGUGGGAAAGCCCGCACGAUUCGCCAUAGCGGGUAUGAUGGCCGGUAUCGGCUUUACCUUUGGCUCCAUGGUGGUCUUGCAGAAUACGCGUGGUCGAUUGAUGGGCUACCGCGAGAACUCCCGGGAAGUGAAGCGCUUCGGCGCCGCGGAUCCGGAUCACGUUUUUACGGCGGAAGACUUGUUUCAGCCCAAUAUGGACUGGAAGAAACAGAAUUAACUGUAUACCCGCUGUUUACUGUUAACGCAAGAACUAUAACCAACC
Molecule: messenger RNA, 525 nt
Organism: Phaeodactylum tricornutum CCAP 1055/1
Lineage: Eukaryota; Bacillariophyta; Bacillariophyceae; Surirellales; Neidiaceae
Exons: 2
Coding region: 1-480 (159 amino acids)
Source: RefSeq, a predicted model, not a curated record